Molecule: messenger RNA, 1086 nt
Organism: Micropterus dolomieu (smallmouth bass)
Lineage: Eukaryota; Metazoa; Chordata; Actinopteri; Centrarchiformes; Centrarchidae
Product: NEDD8-activating enzyme E1 regulatory subunit-like
Exons: 5
Coding region: 150-509 (119 amino acids)
Molecular function (GO): ubiquitin-like modifier activating enzyme activity
Source: RefSeq, a predicted model, not a curated record
GCUGCACCUGCAAUACGUUUACACUUAACUGUAGACAUUUGUGUUUUUGUAUAGGUAAGAAUUCUUCCUUUCUGAGGGUGGUGCGAUGCAGAUCUCUGGCUGAAGAAUAUAGUGUGGAUUCAGUGAAUAAAGAUGAAAUCACCUCAAGCAUGGACAAUCCAGAUAGUGAGAUGGUCUUCUACCUCAUGCUUCGUGCUGUUGAUCGCUUCUAUCAGCUGCACUCCCGCUACCCAGGAGUUUAUAACUACCAGGUGGAGGAGGACAUCAGCAAACUGAAGCUCUGUGUGAACAGCCUACUGCAGGAGUACAGCCUCAACGUCAACAUCAAAGAUGAUUACAUCCAUGAGUUCUGUCGAUAUGGUGCCGCCGAGCCACACACAGUUGCUGCAUUUUUGGGAGGAUCUGCUGCUCAAGAGGCCAUCAAGAUCAUCAGCCACCAGUUUGUGCCCUUCAACAACACUUUCAUUUACAACGCAAUGUCACAGACGUCUGCUACCUUACAGUUGUGAAUACAGCUACUGAUCCUGCGUUUGCUUACAUAAAUGUCAGAGAGCAAGAUCAAAAGAAGGCAUUUACCUAUUUGCUUUAAUAAUUAUAAACCGUAAACUGCACACCACUCAGUUGGAAGAAAACAUUUUUGGAAUGGGAUAACUGCCAAAAUGUGUGCCCUUAAACCUAAAAAUGCUUCUCGUGCAGAAGAUCAAACGUUGGGACUGUUUAGACGAAAGGUUUCAUCAGCCACAGAGCCUUGCCUUCUUUAGAGUUCUUAAAGGGAAAGAAAUCAGGAUAGCACCUGCAGAGGAUUUCUUCAAACUUUUUUUUUUUUGUGGCUGACAUUAAACGAAGCUGGAUGUAAACAAACCUUCAUGUAAUAUUUUCAUCUGUGAAACUAUCACAGAUGAAAUUAUCACAAUUAUCACAAUGUAGCAGCACUUUGUAUACUUUAGCCACAACUGGCUGUUAAUGUAUUGUUUGGAACAAGGUGGAAGAUAUUUUUUUUUUUUUGUUAAAAUGUCUAAAAACAUGUAACAUAUUGUAUGUUGUAUUGAACUCACUUGUAUUACUAUAAAAACAUUCAAUAUUUUA